Molecule: messenger RNA, 789 nt
Organism: Bacidia gigantensis
Lineage: Eukaryota; Fungi; Ascomycota; Lecanoromycetes; Lecanorales; Ramalinaceae
Exons: 3
Coding region: 1-789 (262 amino acids)
Source: RefSeq, a predicted model, not a curated record
AUGAAACUCAUCAUAGCAGGCGCCACCGGCUUCGUAGCCACAGAAGUCGUCCGCCAAAGUCUAUGUGACCCUCGCAUCACAAGCGUAGUCGCACUAUCACGAAAGCCCAUGGCACCGCCUAAAGACCUCGGCCCAGAGGGAGACGUGUCUAAAUUCCACAACGUGAUUAUUGACGACUACGAGACGUACUCCGACGAAGCCAAAGCAGCAUUCGCGGGCGCUGACGCCUGCAUAUGGACCGUAAGUAUCAACCCCAACAAAGUCGGCCGCACUCCAAUGUCCGAAGUCACGCGCGUGUGCCACACCUGCGCAGUCGCCGGUCUCGAAGCCAUGUAUGCCGCCCCGCGCAGCAGCCCCGGGAACACAUUCCGCUUCACGUACAUGUCCGGCGUAGCGUCCGAGCGCGACGAGAAGAAGACGCCGAAGGCGCCUUGGUGGAUGCGCGAGUAUUGUCAUAUGAGGGGACAAGCGGAAAAUUCGGUACUUCAAUUCGCCCGCACGCAUGAGAAUGUGGAUGUGCAGAUUCCGAAACCAGGCGCGAUUUCGACGCAGAGUCAGAGUUAUUUGAAGACGGCGGGGUUUUGGCUUAUGGGGCUGGUGAUUGGGCUGCCGCAGGUUAGGGUGGAGGAUUGUGCAGCGGCGAUUUUGGAGGAGGUGGUAGGCGGGUAUGGGAAGGAUACGUUGGAGAAUGAGGAUUUGGUGAGGAUUGGGGGGUUGAGGGAGAAGGGGAAGGAGGGGAAGGAGGGGAGGGAGGGAAAAGGGCAGAAGGAAAAGGAUGGAAAGGCGUGA